AAGAAAGUAAAUAAAGGUCCUGCCUUUUUCGGCAACCGCGAAAGAACGCAGUGUCCGAUUAGAAUAGGAAACGGCAUUUACGCGGGGGAAGAGAGGCCAAGCGGGAAUUCCACGAAUUGGGCGGUGGAGGUAUAAAAUGGCAGGGCGCCGCUCUGCACCAACCACCAGCCAAGCCUAAUAAAUCGCAAAACAAGAGCGGGGGAAGCGCCACCUCCGCCGCCGUCGCUGCUGCACCACCGCUGAGAGAGUGCUUUCGGUCUUAACCGUCCGAGAAAUUCUCAUCCACAUAUUAAGCCUCUUAGCCCCCGCGGGAAAGAGAGUAAGAGUGGUGAGAAAAAAAUAAAACCGACGAUUGAAAAAUGGCGUCGCUUACUCUGCCGUCUCCUUCUCGGACCAUGCCGUCUGCCCGCCUUGUCCCUUCCCAGCGGCUGCCUCUGCCCCUCUUCCCCCGGCGCCGCACCUCCGACCUGCCGUUCGACGGAGCUCCUUCUCUCUCCCGAUGCAUUCGCGCUCAAAACGCCGCGAAAUGUGAUGUAAGUGAGCCACUGGAUUUCGGGAAUGGGAAGCCAACCAUCCCGGUUCUCAAUGCGAGGACACUGCCCAAGUUCUACGAAUCGACUUCAUUGCAGAACACUGUUAACAGAACUAGCUCGCGGCUGAAACUCUUCUCGGGCACAGCUAAUCCUACUCUCUCUAGAGAAAUUGCUAGGUAUAUGGGAAAGGAACUAAGCAAGAUCAACAUUAAGCGAUUUGCCGAUGGCGAAAUUUAUGUCCAGCUGCAAGAAAGUGUUAGGGGUUGUGAUGUCUAUUUAAUACAGCCAACUUGCCCACCGGCAAAUGAGAAUCUCAUGGAGCUUUUGAUCAUGAUUGAUGCUUGUCGAAGAGCAUCGGCCAAGAAUAUAACGGCUGUGAUUCCUUACUUUGGUUAUGCCAGAGCUGACAGAAAGACUCAGGGCCGCGAGUCGAUUGGUGCCAAGCUUGUUGCAAAUGUUUUGACGAAAUCAGGUGCGGAUCGCGUUCUUGCCUGUGAUCUUCACUCUGGGCAGUCUAUGGGUUACUUUGACAUUCCUGUGGACCAUGUUUAUUGCCAGCCUGUUAUUCUGGAUUAUCUUGCAAGCAAGACUAUCAGCUCCAAUGACCUAGUUGUAGUUUCACCUGAUGUUGGUGGAGUUGCACGGGCACGUGCUUUUGCAAAGAAACUGUCAGAUGCCCCUUUAGCUAUUGUGGAUAAAAGGCGUCAUGCUCAUAACGUUGCUGAGGUGAUGAACCUCAUUGGUGAUGUGAAAGGGAAGGUUGCAGUUAUGGUGGACGACAUGAUUGACACUGCAGGAACAAUUGCAAAAGGAGCAGAGCUGUUGCACCAAGAAGGGGCUAGGGAAGUGUAUGCCUGCUGCACUCAUGCUGUAUUCAGUCCUCCAGCGAUCGAGAGGCUGUCGAGCGGGCUGUUCCAAGAAGUCAUCGUAACCAACACACUUCCAGUAGCGGAAAAGAACUACUUCCCCCAGCUCACCAUUCUCUCCGUCGCCAACCUCUUGGGUGAGACUAUCUGGCGUGUUCACGAUGAUGGCUCCGUCAGCAGCAUCUUUCAAUGACGAAAAUCAUUCUAGGCUUUUUAAUUUAAUUCUCCCCAAUUUUCCCUUCGGCCACAAAUAUUUUUUGUAAGAGCAGUUAAAUUGGAUCUUUCUUUGUUGAAUGUGAUCACUACCCCAUCUAGUUUCGUACCUUAGAAGUCAUCGUUCUAACCGGAUUCAGGAGUUGAUCAGACGCUUGUCAUCUGUUUUAGGUAAUGUUAACUAGAUGUGAACUUUUCCCUGCCCUUGAUUCAAACCCAACACCAGAUUACAUAAUUCAGUAAUGUAACAGGCUCAGCACUGUAAGUACAAAUUUAUAAGUGAACUGGAUGUGAACUAAUUAAGAAACUAGUAAACCAUUAAGGAACAUCCAUUGUUUCACGUUCAUGAACACCAUGUGUGAUUAUAAACGUUAAACUACAACGGGAAGUGAAAGCACUAAAGCAAAGAAGGUUCUUUUUGAACUUGGAAAGGAAAUCAUUAUCCCUAUGUGCAAACGAUUUCGCUCCGAGGCCACUGUCUAGAUAGCUUUCUUCUGUUUAUAACUCCUGGAACAUGCGAUAUAGACCACCAUAUUUGCAAAACUCAACCCUGCCAACAGCCAGAAGAAAUAAUCAAGAUGCCCCUCGUUCAAGUUAUCUGGUAUCCACCCAGGCUGCAACCCGCCCUUUGUGGUAAAAUACGCCACCAUUGUCAGGAUAAACGAACUCAAGUAGUUCCCCAAUGAUGUCGUUAGCAGCGCCAAUGCGCUGCACAGGCUCCGCAUCGCAUCAGGGGACUGCUCGUAGAAGAACUCAAGCUGGCCGAUGAACGUGAACACCUCUGCUGCUCCGAUCAGCAUGUACUGUGGGAUCUGCCAGAAGAUACUGAGCGGGACAGGUACAGCUUGGUCAACCAGUCCUAGCUCAUCAACGAGCUGGAGCCGCUUGAUCUCCACGAGCGCUGCUGCUGCCAUAGCAAGGAUCGAGAUCAACAGGCCGAUCCCCAUGCGCUGCAACUCGGAAAACCCCUUUGGGUUUCCAGUGAAACGAGAGGCAAGUGGAACGAUGAAUGCGUCGUAGACUGGGACCCACAAGAUGACGCUGAUGACGUCGAACGUGGAUAAGGAGGCAGGAGGGAUUUUGAAGGAACCGAUUGUGGCGUCCAUCAGCAUGCCUUGCUCGACGAACAUGGUGGACAUCUGAGCAUAGACUGCAGAGAACACGAUCACCGUGGCCCAGAUGGGGAACAUACGGAUCAGGAUUUUGAGUUCCUCCACCUGAGUCACCGUGCAGAGCCUCCAUGAGUUUGAGAAGUCUGAGCUUUUCAGCUCGACGUCUGAUACUACGCAAGCUUUAUCAAGGCAUUUCAGUUCAUCAGUAUGCUCCAGCUUACGGCUGCCUUCGACACUAGAGAUUGCGUCUUGCGUUUCGUACAAGAGGGUGGAGUCAGAAGGCACCUCUAGGUUCCACUUAUGAAAAGAUGCGACCAAGACCUGGCACAUUCUCGUAAGAGGGCUUCCCCCUGGUCUCUGGAACCUAUAGAGUGGAGUGCCAGCAAAGAAACUUGCUAUGGCAAUUCCCAUAAAUAUGGCAGGCACACCAAACCCU
Messenger RNA from Linum tenue, 3160 nucleotides. NCBI's taxonomy places the organism in Eukaryota, Viridiplantae, Streptophyta, Magnoliopsida, Malpighiales, Linaceae. The record is from the annotation of a GenBank genome assembly.